Notothenia coriiceps (black rockcod) is the source of this 615-nucleotide messenger RNA. Its product is annotated as phosphoglycerate kinase-like. The coding region runs from base 106 to 615 and encodes 169 amino acids. Gene Ontology annotation, biological process: gluconeogenesis; glycolytic process. Lineage: Eukaryota; Metazoa; Chordata; Actinopteri; Perciformes; Nototheniidae. The record is from RefSeq and is a predicted model, not a curated record. Gene Ontology annotation, molecular function: ADP binding; ATP binding; phosphoglycerate kinase activity. The transcript has 4 exons. Gene Ontology annotation, cellular component: cytosol.
UACUCCACGCCGUGUUAAGGUCACCGUCACUCGGUAGCUAACCAGUCGAAAGAAGCGGAGGAGACCCAGCUGAGGAAGGAGCAGAACCGGCAAAAUACAAGAAACAUGUCUCUCUCUACCAAACUCACCCUGGAUAAGGUGGACGUCAAGGGGAAGCGUGUCAUUAUGAGGGUCGACUUCAAUGUUCCCAUGAAGGACAAGAAGAUCACAAACAACCAGAGGAUCAAGGCAGCCGUUCCCACCAUCCAACACUGCCUGGACAAUGGUGCCAAAUCCGUGGUUCUGAUGAGCCAUCUGGGCCGCCCCGACGGGAACCCUAUGCCGGAGAAAUAUUCCCUGGAGCCUAUCGGUGCCGAGCUCAAAACCCUGCUGGGGAGGUUAGUUUAUAGACUUUAUAAUUGCGGAUGUGCUCGCUUGGAUUUACCGUUUGAGUGUGAUGCAGAUGCAACGGCACUCGGCCUCCCCUCUCCUCUCGUCCGCUUCAUGCCCCCUUCUCCUACAUCACUGCAAGAACUCAUUUCGCACACUCUCACUACACGCACACGUCCCCUCCCCCUACGUGUUGCGUGGGUCUUUGCUUCAAUCGAGGCCAGGAAAAAGGGCACCCCUUUUUGA